Messenger RNA from Komagataella phaffii GS115, 234 nucleotides. RefSeq lists its product as uncharacterized. The record is from RefSeq and is a predicted model, not a curated record. The coding region runs from base 1 to 234 and encodes 77 amino acids. The transcript has 2 exons. Gene Ontology annotation, cellular component: mitochondrial intermembrane space. NCBI's taxonomy places the organism in Eukaryota, Fungi, Ascomycota, Pichiomycetes, Pichiales, Pichiaceae.
AUGCCAGAACCUUGCAAAGCCCAAGCUUGUGCCAUACAAGAUUGCCUGAAAAGUAAUCGUUACGACGAAUCAAAAUGUACCAAAUUUAUAGAUGAACUGUACGCAUGUUGCUCUCAGUUCUACAAGGAUAAUGGGGAAGAAAGUCGAACAGUUUGUUGUCCAAAUCCAAGUCUACUUUCCUUGAAAAUCAAACAGCGUCAGCAAGAAAAAAAGGAUGCUCGGUUGGUUAACUGA